UACUCACUGCCUUCUCGUGGUGAGAGUGUUGCUUACGAAAUUGAAAGGACGAAAAGCGAAUGUAACCGGGCCGGUGGACACAGUGAGUCCUCCUAGGGGAGUUGGAAAAGCCUGAUUCCAAACCAAUAGUGCACAUGGGCUCCAGUAUCCUCAGAGAACAAAUGACGUAUGAAUCAAUCAUUGGUCGCCGGCUGCCAUGGGACUGAAUCUCCUCACGAUGCUCCACUGCCUUGUGGAUCAGACCUUUAGGUCGAAGGCUCCGGGUGUGGCCCCCUAUGAAAACCACCUGCUUCGAUCUGGGUUCCUGUGCAGUAUCACAGGUCACACACAAAUAAAAUGAAAUGACGAUAUUUACUGAAAGUAUUAUUCACGCUUCGAUUAAAAUUCAAAAAAUUUACAUUAUUGUUAUUUUUCCGUCGCUUAUUCACUCUUUUUUAUUCCCACUUCGUGUAUCCUUAUUUUUCAACAUAUACAGCUGCCCUCCUUUGAUGGAAACUCUGUUUCAUCCAAACGAUCUGGAGUCACUGACUGGUCCAAAAUCGAAUGCUACUACCGAAUACGAAUACUGAAAUAGUUUUUCUGAAACCAUGUGCACCAUUCAAACUGGUUUUCUUUCAAAUUCACCAUAUUUUUGUACAUUCAUUAUCUGACGUCGUUCAAAAUGUCGAUGUAAAUGGUUCUCAUCCAUCUGUAUCAUUAUUAUCAGCUUCCAACUUAUCCUCACCUAAAAAUGAGCCGAGUGCAAAUCAAACCACACAGGCUAAAUGGCAGUAUUUAUGUCCAUAUAUGAAGUACAAAUGUAGUGAGUUACCAGGUUAUUGUCUUAUAUGCAACUUCAAUACUUCAUGUGUUUAUGGUACGGUAGUCAAUGUUACUUGCUUUCCUCGUCCAGGAGUUUAUUGCAAAGUUCCAAGUGGUAUAGCUCAAGAAAACCAAACUUCUCAAACGAAUUCAUCAGAGUUUUCUUAUCCUAUGAGUGAUCAAACAAAUUACAUAAUUCAAAAACCGAUUGUGUGUCGAUUUUGCCACCAGUUGGAUGAUACUGAGAUUGUUUGUAUCGGUCGAACUAACUGUCGUCAACCUAAUGUACCUCGGAGCUUUUAUGAAACGAAAUGUGAACCAUUUCCUCAUAUAUUAUGCCUAGGACGCAGAGUAUUCAGGCGUAUGGUACCUUGUGAUUGGUCUUCUGGUAAAAGUUAUGUACUAACUGUUAUCUUAAGUUUAUUUUUCGGAGGUUUAGGAGUUGAUCGUUUUUAUUUAGGCAUGUGGAUAGAAGGAUUAGGCAAAUUGUUCAGCUUCGGUGGUCUUGGUUUAUGGAGUAUUGUUGACUUUAUCUUAAUUGUAUCCGGAUAUGUAAAGCCUCCUGGAGAUGCUGUAUACUGGUGAUAUAAUAUGAAGCAAUAGGGAAAUAACUCACCCAUAUAAUUCAAGCUAAUUUAUUAUUUUUACUAUCUUCAAUAAGUUCAACAACUAUUUCGUGCUUUAAUUCUUCCUGUCUUCAAUAUAUAGUUAUGUCCUCCAAGAGUUAGUUUCUAGUACUUGAACAUAUAUUGAUAACUUUUAUAUUUUUUUUAUGUAUUUAUUGUUGGUUCUUCUGGAAAUGUAAUCUUCAAUCGUCUUUUUUUUUCUGCAAAUAUUCAUCGUUAUCCUAAUAAUUUUCAUUUGAAUCAGAUGGUAUUGUUUGUCAGUAGUUUGGAAUUAAAAUUUUUUUUGUCUUUAUUGGUAUUAAUUCAAUUAACACUGUUCGAUUUAGUGAUAAACAGAUUAUCUAUCAAUAUUAUAAUAUUAUAUCUAUAUAACAUUAUUAUUGACAGUUCAAUUAACACUAGUCAUCAAUUGGUUACUUAAUAUAAAUUUCGUUUAAUUAUUGUUCCAAAGAUUCCUUCUGUAUCGUUGUACUCUAGGUGUUGCGUUUUAAAAAAAAUGCUCUAACAAAUUAAACUUACAAAAUCAUUAUAGGGGAUUCAAUACAUAAUUGUCUUUGUGUCUCAAACCUUUUACUUUUUGUCUACUUAUCGUGCUAGGGAGACGUAAAACAAACAUAAUAUAAUACUGCCAAGUCAAGGUUCCAAUAGAUUGCAAUCUGCUAUACCUCUUAAGUGAUAAUAAGCGGUUGUUCGAAGUAUCUUUCUCACGAUUAGUUCCCAUCAGUGCGUAAUUUUAUUGAGUAAGAGUCGUUUCGUAAGUUUUUUGGCCACUGCUUUUCUCGAUAGAUAUAAACCUUAACGGUCUAUGAAAUUAUUCUGUGCAUCAAUAUAUUUUUUCUUACUUCAUGACCACGAAGUAUUAUGUAUAUCGAAUUCAGAAAUCGGGUCAUACGUUUUCUAAAUAUUUCUCGCCUGUAAUGGAGUGACCGAACAAACUAUUGAUUUCAGGCACGGAUAGCCAGGUAUGAUACUAUGGAAUUUAUUCAAAUGAUGUGGUUGGUGCGUCCGUUUACUAUGGCACUCAGCUAAAUUUAUCAGCAUUUAAAUUUAAUGUUCAAUUAUCAUAUUGUUGAUCAAGAUAUAGAUAAAUUCCGUAAGCGAAGAUAACUUACCCACUCAUUGGUGUUAAUUAUUCAGUAUCUGGAAACCUAAGUGCUAAUGAUUUAAGUAGAACCGAUUAACAAUAGAGUUUGUAGCUUUAUUUAGUUAGUAUUUUAUGGAAAUUGCUUAUGUCAACGUAAAAGCUAGUUCCGUACGAUUAACGUAAACUUACCCUUUCAAAGUGUAGUUAAUAAGACAAAUAUAAUUUAUAUAUAGAAGAAAAAUGUAAUCCUCUUCGAAAAAGAUUGAUUUAUGCACUUUUGAUAAACAAUUGUUCUUGAAUGUGUAUUUCGAUUCAAAAUGAUUUCAGUGUUGUCAUUUUCUCCGAGGUAGAUCGUUCAGUCAUGAAACUUUCAUUAAUUUUUUUCAUAGUUAACCGAAUGCGGCAAACUUUUUAAGUAAAUAUGGAUUAAAAUCAAAGUAACAAAACGAGAUACGUGCAUCGAGUGAUGUAAUGUAUACUGAAUAUUGAUAUAAAUAUUACAAAAUAACUGUCAACCUCACACGAUUUUGAUCAUUCCAUAGAAAAAAUUUGUCAUAAAAUAAUAAAUCCUGCACAUUCACAAAAAUUGUUUAUUAUUUUUUUAUUAUCAAAAGGGGUUUUGUGGAGAUUUAGUA
This is a messenger RNA of Schistosoma rodhaini, 3146 nucleotides long. The record is from the annotation of a GenBank genome assembly. Lineage: Eukaryota; Metazoa; Platyhelminthes; Trematoda; Strigeidida; Schistosomatidae.